GGGGCCUUGUCCCCUCCCUCACCGAGUGCGGGACUUUGGGGGUCUCUGCCCUCACCGAGGGCGGUUUGGGGGGAGGGUCUCGUCCCUCCCCUCACGGCUCGGGGGGGUUUGUGCGUCCCGUCCCUCCCCUCACGUGGGUUUUUGGGGCCGGGCGGUUCCCGCUGUCCCCGCGCCGCCUCUCGAGGGUCCCGCACCGGCCCCGCCGUUCCGGGCGCUCCUAACGGCCCCUCGUCCGUGCCUCCCUCCCUUCCUCUCCGCAGGGCCGCGAUCCCGGAGCCGCGGCCAUCCCAGCACCUGGACCUUAACACCUUGGCAUUGCCCUUUUCCACGUGAAGCUCAGCCAUGACUGACCAAGAGUUCAUUCUCUGCAAGUGGAAGAGGCGUUUGUGGCCAGCUAAGGUUUUGUGCAAACCUGGAGUUGCUGGGAGCAGUCCUGAUGCCACCCCAAAAAGGAUGGGAUUUAAAGCUGAAAUCCUUGGCUUGGAGAAGCAGGUCAGUGUGAGCUCUGCAAACGUGGUUCCCCUAACGGAGGAGAGGAUCAAGGCCAUCGCCUCCACCCUGGAGCAAAAGAAAACCAUGAGUGAGGCCGUGGAGGAGCUGCAAUAUCGCUGUUCCCUUAAAAUUGCCCUGGAUAUUCUCCACGAGACUGACUCCAGCAGUCAAAUGCCACCUGCAGAAGGACCAAAUCCUGAAUUUUCCCGGGAGAAAUCUGCCCCACCCGCCCCCUCCCACGGCUUCUUGUUGCGCUCUCGCUCGAAAAAGUCAGAGCAUGAGGCUGCCAAGAGGAAAAGGAAACCCCAAAACAACUGUGGGCUGAAGGAUGAUCCCAAAGCAUACAGCCAGGGAGGUUCUGUGGCUCCAGGGAGGAGUGGAAAAGCACCUGGAAGUGGCACAAGCCCUGCCAGGGCACGUGGGGGUGGAACAAACCCUGCCAGGUACGGUGCCAGGGACUUGAGUGUGGCACCAGCCCCUGACAGUCACAACUGCAAAAAACCAGAGCCAAAAUCAUCACCCAGACAGAAAAAAAUCCAGCCCAAAAUGGGGAAUGGAGUCUCCUGUAAGUCAGAGGCUGGAAGAAGUCAGCAAGGAAGGAAAAGGUGUAGAGAUGAUUCCCCCCAGGAUCAAGCACAGGUGGCUCCUGAGGAGGGGUCUCCCUCUGUUCCCUCUAAAUCUGGCGCCGUGGAACCUUCCAGAAAGAGAGGAACUCAGCCUGGGAGAGCAUUCCUGGAUUCCUCCUGUGAAACUGCCUCGGAUGAGUUGGAGAAAAGCAUCAGCAGUGAGAGUGAGAGCCUGGCAAAGCAGCUGGAUGGGAGGAGAGAGGCAGAGGGUGGAAAACACCCGGAGGGGGCAGGUGUGGCCUCAGGCACAGACAGGAAAUGCAGGAACCACUCUGGAUCCUCACCUGGCCCUUCUGGUGCCUUCCCUCAGCCUCCAGAGGAGGAAAACCAGGAUCCUUCACACCUGGCUGGGAAUAAAGCCCCUGACUCCGAGGAAGAUGAAGGGCUGGAACCCUCUGGGAUGUCUUCCAGGAGAGUUUCCUCAGAGAGCCUCCCUCCACUCUCCCCUCUGGCAGAUGAAGAGGAGGAAAAUUUCCCCAGUGUUCUGUCCCAUCGAGAACCCAAAUUCUUCGAGGAAGGGAUGUUGGUGUGGUGCAAGCUGCGGCGCUAUCCGUACUGGCCAGCCGUGGUGAAAGCAGUGAAGAGGAAGCACCGGAGGGCCUGUGUGCUCUUCAUAGAUGGCACCACAAAUGAGAAGAAAAAAGGUUUCUCAGUGUCUCUGAAGAGCCUGAAGCACUUGGACUGUGAGGAGAAGCAGGAGCUCAUUGAACGAGCCAAGGAGAAUUAUUCCAGGGAAAUUGAGUGGUGCCUCCAGCUGAUCCAGGACUAUCGGAUCCGAGUGGGCUGUCGUUCUUUCACUGGGUCCUUCCUGGAGUAUUUUGCUGCUGAUAUCAGCUACCCAGUGAGGAAAGAGGGCUACCAGAGUGUGGUGCAGAUGGCAUUCCCAAACACAGGGGAGGAAGGGGCUGGAGAGUCUUCCUCAGACACCUCCCCCCAAAAACCCCCGAGGAAGCUCCUCCCUGACAGGACCAGAGCUGCCAGGGACAGGGAGAACAAGAAGCUGGUGGAGUUCAUAGUGAAGACCAAAGGGGCUGAAGAGCAUCUCCUGGGGAUCUUGAAAAGUGGGAAACAAUCCCGCUGGCUGAAGAAAUUCCUGAAUUCCAGCCGGUACAUUACCUGUGUGGAGACUUAUCUGGAGGAUGAGGAGCAGCUGGACCUGGUGGUUGGGUACCUGAAGGAGGUGUACAGGGAGAUGGACACCAAGAACCUGCACCAGAUCCUGGGGGAUGGCAUCAGGUUCAUCUCAGAUGUGCUUUUACCUGAGGCCAUCAUCUGUGCCAUUGCUGCCGUGGAUGACAUUGAUUAUGAGAAGGCAGAAGAGAAGUACAUCAAAGGACCACCUGUGAGCAAAAGAGAGAGGGAAUUGUUUGAUGAACAAGUUCUGGGAAGCAAAAAGCUCAAGACUGAGGCAGAGCCUGCGGAGAGCUGAGGAGUGGCCGGGGCUGUCCUGGGGCCAGGUGUAAAUAACCAGUGGUGAUUUGUAUCAAACGUGGCAUUCUUUGUAAAGUCCGUGUGUAUAUUCCCAAAUCCUCUGCUCCCAGCUCUUGCUGCUUCAUGGCCUCGCUGUGUUCAGGAUCCACUGGAUCCUCAUCCAUCAGUGCCCUCCUGGGGGGCUGCCAGAGACCCCCAGGGCUGUGCCGAGCUUCUGCUGCUCCACCGACUUCCACGUGGGUUCUUUUAGCCAAACACCCGACUUGGGAAGGGAUCUUGUCCUGCUCUGUGGUGCCUGGUGGCCUCCCUGCUCCUGAUAAAACCAGGGGGUUCCUGGUUCACCCUUCCUGCCUCAUGGAUCUCCAAAGGUGGGAAAUCAGAUUGGUGCCCAGAGCUGCCACCUGGAUCGCCAAGAUUUGGGUUCUUGUUUUGUUAUGACAAGUAAAAUUCCAUGGAGGAGGAAUCCAGGUUUGCUUAAACAAAAACAUUCCCUUUUCCUCUACCUGAACCAGUGGAAUGCUGGUUUAUUACCUCUUCUGAGGCAAUAAAUUCACAAUUCUGUGAAUUUUGGGAGGCUUUUAAUUGUCUUUUUCUCAUCUAAAUUCUCAAUUUAAUCCUGCCCAGCUCCCUGCUCACCUUUGUUGGAGCUGUGGCACAUGGAAGCAGUGUCACCAAGAACUAAUUAAUGAUGAAUAAUGAUAAAUGAUACAUAAAGCCUGAUUAGGGUUUCUCUGUGAUAAUGAAAUAUGAUCUCCUUGCUUGUCCAGUAAAACCCAAGAUGAUUUGAAAUGAAGAAGUUGAAAUUGGGAUCCAGAUGUCUAUCCUGGCUCUAGUAAUUAUCUGAAUAUAUUUUAAUUACACUUUUAAUUGCUCUGUGCUCUCUAAUGAGUUUUUCCAUGGACUCCUUCUUCCCGUUAUCUCAAGUACCUCAAUUAUAGGGACAGGCCAGGAAGUGUGAGGGUUUUAUUAAAGCCUGGGAGGAGGGAUAAUGAAUUUUGUGGCUUAGGAUAAAAAAUUAAUGAUGGAGUUGACUGAGAGCUGUGAGUGGCACUUUCCCUUUGGAGAUGAGAGGCUGGGGAGGGACUGCCUGCCCCUCAUCCCAGUGCUCUGGGGUAAUUUGGAAUGGGGGUCAACUCCCCCCUCCUUUACAUCAAUCCUGUGUUCCCUUCUCCAUCAAAACUCCCUGAGUGCUGCUAUAAUCCUGCUCCAGGCCCCUGCACAGAAGCAGAACCACCUCACCUCGCCUUCACUGCACCUGUGGAAUCCUGGAAUGGUUUGGGCUGGAAGGGACCUUAAAGGCCAGCCAGGGGCAGGGACACCUCCCACUGUCCCUGGGUGCUCCAAGCCCCUCCAGCCUGGCCUUGGGCACUUGCAGGGAUCAUCCUGACCUUGUGCCACCCCUUCCCAGUGCUGCCCCACCAGUCACUCCCUGGGACUGGGCACCAGGCUCAGCCUCACCAUGUAUCAAUCAUGUGGACUUAAUAAAGUGGGAUGAAAUGAGUCAUCAACA
Haemorhous mexicanus (house finch) is the source of this 4059-nucleotide messenger RNA. RefSeq names its product PWWP domain containing 3A, DNA repair factor (gene PWWP3A). The coding region runs from base 343 to 2547 and encodes 734 amino acids. The transcript is spliced from 14 exons. The record is from RefSeq and is a predicted model, not a curated record. Lineage: Eukaryota; Metazoa; Chordata; Aves; Passeriformes; Fringillidae.